UGAACUGCGGCUGCGUUUAUAAAUAUCGCGAUCGCUUCAGGAUAAUUCCGGCUAUAAAACCGAGAGGAGGCGGCAGAGACCGUCUGAUCCCGACGCCUUUGCUCGCCUGAUGACGGACCACUACAAGCGCCGGCGUGAACAGGAAGGUAUGCUGGAGGAGGACCGCCUCACUACCCUCCACGACGACCUCCUCAUCUCCAUCCUCUCCUUCCUCUCCAUCAAGCAGCGCGUCGCCCUCUCCGCCGUCUGCGCCCGCUUCCGCCUCCUCCUCCCCUCCGUCCCCCGACUCGACACCUUCCGCCUCGACGUCGGCCGCCGGAACCAAGAGCUCACCUUCCCCCGUGCCCUGAUUCGCCAAUGCCGCAUCGUCUUUCGGGACGUCGACGAUUUACCCAACCCCCUCGAGCAGCUGCUCGUCGACGACCUCGUCGAAGCGGGCGUGCAAGACCUCACCCUCGAAACCUCCGGCAAGGGAUGGCUGUACGUCGGAUGCAGGGAAAACGGCGGCUUCUUCAGCAUCAAGUCACUGAGGAGUCUCUUCUUGGACAGCAUCCAGGUGUCGAAAUACGCCGAUCGCCGUCCCCUCUCGCCCUUGGGCUGCGCCUUCCUCACCUCCCUUAAAAUGAAAUUCAGCGUCAUUAGCGACGAUUUCCUGCGCAACCUCUUCGCCUCCUGCCCCUUCCUCGAGACUCUGCAACUCAUCCGUUGCUAUGCGCUCGAGCACGGCAUGAACAAGCUAAGCUUCCACUCCUCCUCCAUCAAGCACUUAAUCAUAUUCGAGAUCCAAACGCUUUCCUCCACCAUCACAAUCGAUGUUUGCGCCCCGCAGCUCGAGUCGCUCAUAGUCCCCGUCGUCGCCACGCUGCUCAUAGAAGCCCCCAAGGUCCGGAAUGCGUCGUUCCUUCUUUCCCUCGAGCCGCCGGCGGAUCCUGCAGCUGCAUUGAUGAAGCUUUUCAGAGCUUCUUUUCGAAGGCGAGCCUCUUGGCUCUCGCUGAAUUCUAGCAAAAUCCCAAACAUAUUAGCAGCAGGGGACGGGAUCUAUCAAGUUAUUUCUCCGAAAUACAGAGAGUACGCCAUGAUCUUCAAGCUCGACUUCAAUUUCAAAGAUCAGUCGUCGACCACGAUAUUGACUGAGCUGCUGAAGAAGUGCAAUGAAUGCAAUACCGAGUUCGAUAUACAUGUAGAUCCUACGCGUAUGCAGAGCAGCACUGAAACAGCAAAGGGCGACCAACACUUGCUCCAUGGCUCGAUAGGAUUGGACCUGAUAAACUUACAAAUGAUGAUGCCGAAGAGGAGAUUCGAAAGGUUUCUCUCAGAUCAGAAGAAGAUGAAGAAAUUCAAGGAUACCGGAUUGGAAAUGCUGAGAAGGCGCACCAGCAAAGAGCAGUUCAUGGAUAUAUUAGCAUCCCAGGAUUCUCUGUUCAAAGUUUCUUCCAAUAUUGAUAACUGUAUUGAAAUGAAAAUUUAGUGUUUUUUUCUUAAUUAAUUUUUAGAAGAGUUAAUUUAGUCGCACCGGCAGAGUGCUAUAUUAGCAUUCCAAGUAUCUCCCAGAGUGGCACUAACUGCAUUGAAAUGAUAUUUUAGUGUUUCUUUU
Zingiber officinale is the source of this 1594-nucleotide messenger RNA. RefSeq lists its product as uncharacterized. Lineage: Eukaryota; Viridiplantae; Streptophyta; Magnoliopsida; Zingiberales; Zingiberaceae. Gene Ontology annotation, molecular function: protein binding. The transcript has 2 exons. Bases 110 to 1468 code for a protein of 452 amino acids. The record is from RefSeq and is a predicted model, not a curated record.